AUAUCAGGUAAAAUGACUGGUUUUCCUCUGUAUCUUGUGUUUGAAGUACAUGGAACGAACAAAAGUCUUAAAACUUUACUUCAGUAGCAAUAAAAACAAAAUAAAGAAGCACCUAAUCAUCCAUUUAAGAACCAAAUGUUUGAUCACCUCGCAUCAUUGAUAGAAUCCCAGCCAGUGCUCCAGCAUGGGUUUCUUCAAAGGGGGCAAGUACUCAUACGUGGCUGCAGCUUCCGUCAACAUCUUGGCCUUCAUUGUUGGAACGGCCUCGUCGUGGUCGUCCCCUGUGCUACCAAAACUCCAGCAACACCUCGACGAAACGCCACUUGGGCGCCUGAUCUCGCCGGACGAAGCCUCCUGGAUUGGGUCCUUGCUCUCGAUGGGCGGCAUCGUGGCCCCCUUGCUCUGGGGCAGCCUCGUGUGGCGGGUUGGCCGGAAAACGGUCGCUGUGACAGUGGCAGUGCCGUUCCUGGUGGCCUUUCUAGUGGCAGCGUUCGCCCAAACCAUCGCCCUGUUCUACCUCGCCCGCGUCCUCAUGGGCGUGGGAAUCGGCGGAAUGUUCUGUGUCGCGAUUAUUUACGUUGUUGAGAUCGCCGAAGACGCAAAUCGGGGGCUGCUGACGGCGUCUGUGGGGUUUUUUAUCGUGGUGGGGCUGCUGUUCCCGUACUGCGUUGGCCCGUUUGUUUCCAUCAUGACUUUUAACUUAAUUCUCGCGUCUAUCACGCUUUUUUACAUCGUGUUGUUCUGGUACAUCGCCCCCGAAACCCCCUACUGGCUUGUUAGCGUAAACCAAGACAGGGAAGCUUUGAAAUCGUUGUAUUAUCUCAGGCGCCGUCCGCUUAAACAACUCGAGGAGGAACUAAACCAGAUCAAAGCUUAUCUGCAAACGAUGACACACGGUUCUUUUUUGGGAAUUUUCAAAACACGGGCAAGCACCAAAGCUCUGAUCUUCAGCAUUGCUCUGACAACUUUCCAGCAGUUUAGUGGAAUCAACGUGAUUUUCUCCUACAUGCAGAGUAUUUUUGACUCGACUGGGAGCGACAUCCCGGCGGAGAUUAGCUCGAUUAUUGUCGCAGCAGUGCAGAUGAUUUUUUCGACCAUUUCUCCCCUGCUUAGUGACAAGGCGGGGCGCAGGACUUUGCUCCUGAUAAGCAUAACAGGGGCGGCGCUGUCGGAAAUCGUCCUAGGGGCCUAUUUCUACAUGCAAAAUAGCGGGCAGGACGUUUCGGACAUUGGCUGGUUGCCGGUUGUCACUCUCGUGGUUUUUAUGAUGUUUUAUAAUUGUGGGAUGGGCUCGCUGCCUUGGGCCCUCAUGUCCGAGCUUUUGCCCUCGAACGUGAUCUCGAAAGCCACUUUGUUGAUAACGUGUAUUUAUUGGUUUGUUGGCUGGGUCCUGACCCAGUAUUUCGCGGCUUUGAACGAAGCGGUCGGAAGUGCGGGCUCGUUUUGGCUGUUUUCGGGGUUCUGUAUUUUGUUUGACUUGUUUGUGUACUUUUUUAUUUUUGAGACGAAGGGCAAAAGUUUGCAGGAAAUUAAUGAGAUUUUGAGCAGGUAGUUGAAAAUCUGUAUAGGAAUUUGAGAUACUGCCAUUGUUUUUGUCAAGUCAAGCGGAAAAAUCCGAAAAAUUGGUCAAAACGAACCAAAAACCAUAAGUUUUAAAAUUAAUAAAAUUCAGGAAAUGAAAAAUUAAAAUAAAUUUGUGAUAAUGUAUUGUAAAUAUUUAUUUGUCAUAAUUUCUAUUUUGCUAAUAAAUUUUGCAAAAAUGUGUAA
Molecule: messenger RNA, 1767 nt
Organism: Tribolium castaneum (red flour beetle)
Lineage: Eukaryota; Metazoa; Arthropoda; Insecta; Coleoptera; Tenebrionidae
Product: facilitated trehalose transporter Tret1
Exons: 3
Coding region: 185-1552 (455 amino acids)
Biological process (GO): transmembrane transport
Cellular component (GO): membrane
Molecular function (GO): transmembrane transporter activity
Source: RefSeq, a predicted model, not a curated record